This is a messenger RNA of Trichoderma aggressivum f. europaeum, 1938 nucleotides long. RefSeq lists its product as uncharacterized. NCBI's taxonomy places the organism in Eukaryota, Fungi, Ascomycota, Sordariomycetes, Hypocreales, Hypocreaceae. Bases 1 to 1938 code for a protein of 645 amino acids. The record is from RefSeq and is a predicted model, not a curated record. The transcript has a single exon.
AUGGGUCUGAUUGAAAAGUCUCGUAAAUUCUUCUCUAAUUUCCUCCAGCCUCAUUCGGAUCCUGAUUCUGAGAAUACAGCCGUUAAACCUCCGGUGCCGAAAAGCGAAGGCCCAAGAUGGAAACCGUUGAGGGGGCCAGCUAUGAUAUAUUCAGGGUUUAGGGGGGAAAAGAGAAAGAGAGAAAGCGACGAUGGAUGCUUUUAUCGACAGAAAAACAGGUUGCUCAAAGGCGGCUGGAUAAAGGCUGUCACGGAGGAGGAAAUGGACUACGACGACCUGAAAUGUCGCCCCUUGAUCGAAAUACUGUAUCCUGAGAUUGCUGAAGGCAUAAUGCCGGAAAUUUGGCCGACGUUUGCAAUAGAAGAAUUGGAAGCCGCCCAAGCGAGAUUGGAAUCACAGGACAGUUUUGAAUCACGGGACAGUUUUGAACCACAAGACACUUUGGAACCCCAGGAUAUUUUUGAAUCACAGGACAAUUUUGAACCUCAAGACAGUUUGGCAUCACAGGACAGUUUUGAAGGUCUACCAUCCGAUUUGAGUUGUACCCUGGACAACCUCACAGUCAUUGACGAUGACGACAUCAUCAUGUGGACGCCAUAUACAAGUUCCGAGGGUUAUAGUGAUUCUGAAGUAUCUUGCAUGGAAAGUAUCUCGGAGUGGGGAGACACAUACCUUGCAAGAAGACGCGAUUCCGAGAGCUCAAUCGAAGUACCUCUUUACCCCGAUGUGGCUAUUAAUGAGCUUCCUAUUGAUAGCGGUCUGAGAUCUGUACCGCCACAGCUGGAUUGGGCGCCGAGCUUGACGGGACCGUUGACUGGGUUUGCUCCAGAUGGUCACAUUCCUGACACUUCUGACGAUGGCUUUCUGAAAGAAUUGUUUGAGCAGUGGCUAGAAUAUCGCAUGAAGGCGCCUCCAAGAUCUGAGUAUAGUGUGAAAAUGAGCGACGAGGUGGAAGACGUGAACACUGAUGCCAGAGCUAAAGCAAAGGCGGAAGCGAGUUGGGACACGGAGAUGGAAACAGAAGCCGUAAUCGAAACUCAAGCCGGGGCCGAAAGAGAAGUCCAAGCUAGAGCUGGAGUUGGAGCCGGAAUGGAGACCGAGUUUGAACCAAGAAUGGAAAUAAAACUGGAAGAAACUGGAGCAGUAACAACCGUGGACGAAGCAAACGUUAGAGAAAGGUCUGGUGGAGAGAUUGAAGAAUUGGAGAUGGGAGAGGCAGAUGCCAGUGUCAGUGGUGAAGCAACAGGGACGACUCUGGAACCGGGAGGGACAGAAAGAGAAACAGAAACAGCAACAGUAGACUACAGGACAGAAAUGGAGGAAGCAGACAAGGAAAACACCAGACCAAAGGAAGCAGACGACGGUGAACGAGUGAGAGCCUACGAAGCUAUCUCUGAAGACGCAAUGAUGGAUGGCCUCGAGGAGACGACACCGGAAACGACACCGGAAACGACAUCGGAAACGGUUUAUAUCAACAAGGUGGCAGGCGAACCAGAACCGAGAGCUCCAGAGCCAAAAACUCCAGAGCCACAAACUCCAGAACAAAAUCCAGAACCGAGAGCUCCAGAGCGAAGAAACCCAGAACCGAGAAACCCAGAACCGAAAACUCCAACACCAGCGACAGUAUCGGAAUCGGCGCCAGAACCGACAUCUCCAACGCCAGCAGCUCCAAAAAGAAUGACUGCACUGAAGUUGGCAUUUCGAACAGUGUAUUCGCUAUUCCAGCAAGUUGGCACCAUUUCCGACGAUGACUAUGGGUUUGACCCAUGUUUCCGCUGUCAGCGGAUAGACGCGAUCUUAAUAAAACGCAUCAUAGACGUGCGGGAAAUGGUGAUGGAAGAGUUGCUGGACAUUGACGAGGGCCUUCGAAUUGUCGUGGAGUGUGAGACUAAGAGAAAGAAGGAUAAUGAAGAUGGGGGGGAUGGGGCAUCUUCCUGA